GUAGAAGACCGAGUCUGGCGGUUCGAGUGCAAACCUGUGCCCGGCAUCUCCCGCUUCGACGAGGCCUUCUGGUCGUCCUGGGUGAACGAGUACAGGCGCGUCAUGAACUACCAGUGUCCGUACAACGCCAUCGUCACCGGCUUCAGAAGCGAACACAGCGGCAACGACCGCAAGUGGAAGAUGAAGUGCUCCAAGGUGUCCGGUAUGACGACAAAAAACCACGCCCAUUCCCUCUAUGCAAAUGAGUUCGACCUACCCGGUGACUACACCGUGCCCAGCGGGUACUACCUCAGGGGCAUGCACAGUUUCCACGAUGGCGGCCGCGGGGACCGACGUUACCAGUACCAGAUCUGCUUGAUCGAGCUGCCCUAGGUUCAGACGACACCGCCUGUAAAAGUGGUGAAAAUAUGCUGCAUUCCAUGACCAGUCUGUGUCACAAUUCUUUUCAAGCUAUCAUUAUCAUUCAUUCCGUUUUUUAAAUACUUAUGUGGCGCCAUGUAACAACAAAAUUAGUAUUUUAACCUAUAUUUUUGGUGUUUAGACUGACAGACUUACAUGUAUGUAGUAACUUAGUAAGUCAGGGAUGGUAGUAUUUUCUUCCAAUAGGUAAUCACAUGUUUUGAAAUUAAGAUUUUAUAGUCCACAUAAACUGUAUUACAUAUAGCAGUAAUACUUCUAGAUCUAGCAACCAUACGAAGUCAAUUUGACACUUUGUCAGCACGAGUGGCUAAAGCGUAGAAUUAGAGUGCGGUCACAUUCGUCGUGCGAAUAGGAUCGUCGUGCAAUUAUAAUGGCAAACAUUGGGCGGAUCGUCACGCAUAUGUCAUAUAAAAUUCAGUCGUCUUGUUACUGAAAGGGUCGUCUUAGAUCAUUUUAGUGGUUAGUACACGGUCUGAAGUGUCACAGUCCGCUUAAAAAUGCGACAUCAGAAUUGUACGACAACCUUUAGGAAUCCUAUAGCGGUCCGCGUGCUGACUGUAACUUCUAACCAGAUUACUCUCACACUGGGAGGAAAUGUCACCAGAUAAAGAUAUGCUAGAACUGAAAUUUGAAUGUGAAUGUAACGCAUACCUGAAUGGUAACAGGCAAUGAAAUGUAUAUUGUUUUCAUAAAGUGCAUACUAAAGCGUGGUUUGAUAAAUAUGUCGUAAAGGCAUUAUUUUUUCGACCUUAUCAGGACUACAAGCCAGUAUUUGGAGUAAAUUAGUUGCUAGAUAUGUGUGAAACUUUUGUUAUUUUUUCAACCUUAUCAGGACACCAAGCCAGUAAAUUGUACAUUGGAGUAAAUUAGUUGCUAGAUACGUGUGAAACUUUUGUUGUUUUUUCUUGGUCAGUUUUGAAUAAAAAUUCUUUUCGUUGCAACUA
Messenger RNA from Branchiostoma belcheri (Belcher's lancelet), 1364 nucleotides. RefSeq names its product dermatopontin-like. Lineage: Eukaryota; Metazoa; Chordata; Leptocardii; Amphioxiformes; Branchiostomatidae. Bases 103 to 372 code for a protein of 89 amino acids. The transcript has 3 exons. The record is from RefSeq and is a predicted model, not a curated record.